AUGAUUCAAGGGACAAAUAGUACUACUCAAUAUUUCCCUAAUAGUACUAAUAAUCCACAAAACUUACCUUUAUAUUCAUCAAUUCAUCAUCAUAAUAUUCAAGAAGAUAUGUUUUCUUCUUCUUCUUUUUUAGUCCAUAAUGCUCAUCAACAAAAUUCUUUUUUAUUCAACUUAUCUCUUCUCAAAGAGAAAGUUCAUCAAGUUCAAUCACUUGCCACCAUGUUUAUUUCUCCUACUAAUCAAACUAUAAUCCAUCAACCUCCUGAGUCAACGUCUAUGGCUAUCGCGAGUAUUGGAACUUUGAUCCAAGAAAUCAUUACGAUUUCUUCUUCUCUCAUGUUUUCUUGCCAAAAGAUUGCACUUGACCCUAGUUCAGUCAGUCAGAAUUCAAAUAGAUUUCGCGAACCAUCUCAAAUGAUCAAGAUUCAAGAUGAUGGUCUAGUUGAUCAUUUGCUUCAAGAUUAUAAUUGGUAUGAAGAGAAUUACAAUUCUUGUAACACUCAUGAAGAUAACAAAAAUCAUGUUACUAAUAAUAGCACUAUUAUAGCUAGUACUAUUAUUAGUCAUGAUGAUGAUCAUAGUAAAGAAUUUGGAAAAAGGGAAUUAUUAUUGAGUACUUCAAAAGGGAAAGUUGUGAAUGAAGAUACUUAUGAUAUUAUUGAGUUGAAUGCAUCUGAUUUAUUGGCAAAGUAUACACACUAUUGUCAAAUUUGUGGAAAAGGGUUUAAAAGGGAUGCUAAUUUGAGAAUGCAUAUGAGGGCUCAUGGAGAUGAAUAUAAGUCUAGUGCUGCAUUGAGUAAUCCUUUGAAGAAAAACAAUGAUUCAACGAACGAUGGAUUAAUGUCUAAUUCCAUUAGUAACAAGAUUAAAUAUUCGUGUCCACAAGAAGGAUGUAGGUGGAACAAGAAACACGCCAAGUUUCAACCAUUGAAAUCAAUGGUGUGUGUUAAGAAUCACUACAAGAGAAGUCAUUGUCCUAAAAUGUAUGUGUGCAAGAGAUGCAACAAGAAGAAUUUUUCUGUGUUGUCUGAUCUUAGAACUCAUGAGAAACAUUGUGGUGAUUUGAAAUGGCAAUGUUCAUGUGGUACUACUUUUUCAAGAAAAGAUAAACUUAUGGGGCAUGUUUCUUUAUUUGUUGGACACACUCCACUUAUAAAACAAAGUGCAAGCUAGCUAGUACUACAACAACAACGACGACAACAUAUUCAGUACUGUAUUCUCACACGUACUGGAAGGAUAAAAUGUACGCAUGCCUUAAUUGCUCCUACCUCAUGGAGGUAAAGAUGAUUGUUUACAACUAUCCCUGGCUCAUAUGAGCUAGCUAGCUAGUAGAUUUUAUAAUUUACUUAGUUGGUUUAUUUGUAAGGUAAUGCACCUAUUUUUUGUUGCAAAAUGUUGAUGUGCUUGUAAUUUGAUAAAUCAAUGUGAAAAUUAGUUAUCCUAGCUUGAAAGAUAUA
Solanum dulcamara is the source of this 1457-nucleotide messenger RNA. Its product is annotated as protein SENSITIVE TO PROTON RHIZOTOXICITY 2. Gene Ontology annotation, biological process: response to aluminum ion; response to acidic pH. Bases 1 to 1173 code for a protein of 390 amino acids. Lineage: Eukaryota; Viridiplantae; Streptophyta; Magnoliopsida; Solanales; Solanaceae. The transcript has a single exon. The record is from RefSeq and is a predicted model, not a curated record.